GGGAUCAGAUUGCAAGGAUUUGCUCAAAUACAAGGAGGAUAUAAAAUAUCUUGAGUUGUACAUUUUUCUCAUUUCAGCUGGACAGCUAGUAGAAGGUUAAUUUGUAUGUCAAAUUGUUGAAAAAAGAGCUCAUGAAGUAGGAAAGGGUUAAAAACAAUCUAUAAGCAAAAGAGUUGAACUGUUCAGGUGGAGACCAGGAGUAAUUAAGUAUAUAGUCUUGAAGCUGGAAGGAAAUGAGAGGUUUUAUUUUUGCUGGACUGACUUAGGUUUAAACUCAGUGAAGCUGGUAGUGUUGUAUUUCAUCAUCCAGGCAUUAGGCAGCCAGCCACUACUUGCAGAAUGAACCUGAGGUCUGGCAAAGCCACAUCAGCAAAUCCUUCCACCCCUAGGACUCCACGCUGCACUAGGAGUCGAGAUGGGGUUCUGGAAACACCAGGAGGAGGAGAAUUUGGUGACCCUUCAAAGACUGCACAUUCAGCAAGAAAAGCAACACGCAGAGCUUCAUCAAGGACUGGGCAAGAUGUGACAUUUGGUAAUACAUCUGGUUCCUUCACAACUACACCCAGAGCCACAAGAAUACCAAGAAAACACUUGCAGAAGGCAGAGCUCAAGAGAGGAUUUGAAUCCACUUCCUAUGCAACAAAAUCCAACACACAGGUGAGGUUUCAGGAGGAACAUCAGGGGCCAGUAACUAGGAAUGACCACAACACCAACCAGAACCUGCCUUCCUUUCCGAUCUCCCCUUCGGUGUCCCCUGACGUGGAGACCAAUAGAGACUCAUACAGAAGCUCGAUGCCUCUGGAGAUGACUUUCUCCAUCAAUUUCUCAAUGGAGGAGACCCCCCUUUAUGACAAGAAAGAGCUCUUUAAUCAGCAAAGAUUCGUCAAGGAGUUGCAAAGCUCAACAGAAAAGACAUUUCAAAAAUCCACUCUUCCUCUGAAAACCCGCAGUGUCCCUGAUUAUUCACUUGUUCUGGGGCUGGAUGAAACGCUCGUUCAUUGCCAGAUGACUCCCAUGGAGGAUACGGAUUUUGUACUUCCUGUCCACUUUCAAGAUAAAAACUAUCAGGUCUACGUGAGGCUGAGGCCUUUCUGCAGGGAAUUCCUUGAAAGUGUCUCGCAGUUCUAUGAGAUUAUCCUCUUCACGUCUGCUACCAAGGAGUACACUGACAAAGUGCUGGAUAUAUUGGACCCACAAAGGCGGAUUAUCAGGCAUCGUCUGUAUCGGAAACACUGCAUCUGUGUCAUGGGGAACUACGUCAGGGAGCUGAUGGUCCUCGGAAGGAAUCUGGCAAGGACGGUCUUUGUAGACAGUUCUGCUGAAGCUUUAGCUGGCCAGACUGCAAAUGGGAUUCAGAUCAAAAGCUGGUUCAAGAAUCCAAGCGACCAGGAGCUCCGCAAACUCAUCCCGUUUUUGCAGAGACUGGCACAACUGGAUGAUGUCCGGCCGGUCAUUCAGAUGAACCAACAAUUCAACAGGCCAGAAACGGAGGUCUGAAGGGUGGCUCCAAUAAAACCGAUCGUCUUUUUCCCCUUCCCAACCAAAGUUUUUAUAAUGAACACCAAAAACUGUGCCCCGUUCCACAAUGACAUUGUCAGAGAAUAAUGAAUAACCCUCUACCUGGAACAUGACGUAAACUUACAACAUCUUGUUUCACCUUCUAAUUGUUAUACUGGGGCAGCCAUUUUACUGCUAUGCAGAUACUUUAUUAGCCAAGUCAUCGCCUGUGUCCUGUUAGAUUCAUUUUCUAUCACUUUUAUCCAUAAUUUACAAAUAAAGGAUGCCACAUUAAUGCCU
Molecule: messenger RNA, 1797 nt
Organism: Pristis pectinata (smalltooth sawfish)
Lineage: Eukaryota; Metazoa; Chordata; Chondrichthyes; Rhinopristiformes; Pristidae
Product: CTD small phosphatase-like protein 2
Exons: 12
Coding region: 340-1497 (385 amino acids)
Molecular function (GO): phosphoprotein phosphatase activity
Source: RefSeq, a predicted model, not a curated record